This is a messenger RNA of Eufriesea mexicana, 2993 nucleotides long. Its product is annotated as thioredoxin domain-containing protein 11. The transcript is spliced from 10 exons. Bases 258 to 2993 code for a protein of 911 amino acids. Lineage: Eukaryota; Metazoa; Arthropoda; Insecta; Hymenoptera; Apidae. The record is from RefSeq and is a predicted model, not a curated record.
UUUUCUAUGGUUCAAGCAAACUAUGUCAAUGUUAUUCUUUCGAACCGUGUAUUGACGAUAUGUUGACAAGCGGUCAGCUGUUUCCGGUUUGCGAAAAUACAGGUGGCUCGAUAGAGAUUUGUGAAAAACCCGGCUAAUUAAAUUUAAUUAAAUAAGCUGUAGUUGGACUGGCAGUAUCGGAGUAAACAAUGAGGGUGUGAUGUGGCUCUAACGUACGUUAUUUUUCUCGCCUUAAUUUCCUUUUGGUUUGACGGAUAAUGUUGAAGGAAGAACCUGAAGCAAGCACGCCGAGAAAUGCUGAUAACUCGCACACGACUAUACCAGACUCAGGAAGUAACGACGUGGCCAAAGAGUCACAUCAGAAGGUUGCGAUAGAAGAAAGAUUAGCCAGCAAAAUGUUUUCAUAUGCCAGAAAAAUUAUUCAUUUUUUCCUUGCAAUUAUCUUUACUACCCUAGCUGUUCUCCAUAGUUCUUCUCCCAAAAUAUCAAAACCUCCAUUAGCUAAACCAUUUUUUAAUCAAAAUUCAAUCGUCUUAGAUUUUUAUAAAGGACAUUUAGGAGCUAUGAUAGAGAGAGUUAUAGAAUCAGAUUUUAGUUUUGUUAUGUAUUAUGCUCCCUGGGAUGCAGAAAGUCAAACUGUACGUCAAGAAUUUGAAACAGUUGCUCAACAUUAUCAUUCACAGGUCUUUUUUGCUGCCAUUAAUUGUUGGCAUCCAAGCUCAGAAUGUAGAACUCAAUAUAACAAAAUACAAAGUUACCCAGUUUUAAUGCUUUAUCCUUCAAGAGAUUCUGGUAUAGAAUACAGAGGUAUACGUACAUGGCCAUACAUGAUAAAAUUUCUUGAUACAGUCAUGAAUCCAAUUGUUAGGGUAACACAUAAAAAGCAAUUAACAGAUUUACGUAUGAAUUAUGAUGCUGUGGUAGUAGGUUAUUUUAAUUUCACUCGGUUAGAUAAAACUCCUGGUUACAAAGAAUUUUAUAAGGCUGCUAUACAAAUAUUAGAAGAAGAUCCAAAUAGGGAAUUGGUUUUUGCUAUUGUCACUAGUGCAUUAUCUAGUAAAAUAGAUUAUAAUAUUUACAACCUUCCAUCUGCAAAUUUAUUCACAUGGAAUGAAUCUCUAAGGUAUCCAGAAGACUCUGAAUGGACUUCCGAAAACAUAUUAAAUUGGAUUAGCAGUUCUAUUCAUCAACCAGUUCUAUGGCUGCAACCUCCAGGAGUAAAAGCACUAACAUUAGCGCCAUAUUUGAAAGAAGGGCCUGUACUUUUUCUCUUCACACCUCGUAAUCCUUUGCAUCCCGAAAAUUAUAAUUAUAAUUUGAUCAGAGAAAUUGGACUGCAGUAUUAUAAUUGUCCAGAUAAUCUGUUAACUAAAGAGAUAAUUGAACGUCUCAGAUUUAAGCGGCAUAUCGCUAUUGCAGAACAUUCAGAACGAAAUAAAUUAUGUGCAAAACUUUUGAAGGAAACAAAGAAUCAAACAAAUAAGUCAACUACCAGCAUUUCGAUACAAAGAUGGGUUAAUGACAGUUGCUGUGUUAAUGUUAUAAUAAAUAAAUGUUCUUUAUGCAAAAAGAACAUAUUAAAUAAUGCAGAAAGAAGGACAUCUAUUUGUAAACUUAAUUCUAAUAAAUUUAAUGAUGUUUGCAAAAGUGCAGAUAUUUUUAAAGUUUCAGGUGUGGAAGAUUCACAACAGAAAUAUGAAAUCUGUUGUAAUCAAGAUCACAUGGUAGUAAAAUAUGAAAACGGAUUUAAAUCCAAGAGUCAAAAGCAUAAAACAUCAACAUUUAUUGCAAACAAAGAGGAUGUACGAUCUGCAGAUGCAGUAAAACAAGCACAUUUAAAAUUUGACUGUAAAAAGUGGGUAACUGGAAACAAAUAUCAUCAACCUAUAUUUCCGCGAGAUAAUUUGGAACAUCCGAAUAUAAAUUUAACAAAAUCAGUGUGUAAAAUGAAUAAGACAUUGACAUUAAUAGCAAUUGAUAGUUUACAUUAUUUCUACUUCGCGGAAGGUCUCGGCAUAGAUCUCUUUAAAAAAAAGGAUAAGACUGCUGUUGUUUUAUUAGACGUUGCUCAUGAGAGUCAAUAUGUUAUGCAAGAGGAUUUUAGUCGAUAUACACUUAUACAAUUUAUAAAUAAUUAUACCCAAGGUUUUUUACAACGCACGUUACGUUCUAAUAAUUCAAGACGUUUUGUGCAAAAAUAUAAGACUAAAGUUAAUUGUAAAACAAAAGAUGUACAGAGUGUGUGUAUACCAGAAUUAACAACUGAAACUUUCUUAGAUACUAUUUUAGAUCCAACAAAGGAUGUGAUUGUAAUGUACCAUUCUCCUUAUUGUGGAUUUUGUAGCGCGAUAUUUUAUGUAUACUUAACAGUAGCUCAUUAUUUACGCGAAAUGGAUCAUCUUUUAUUCGUAAGAGUAGAUGGUGAUAACAAUGAUUUACCAUGGGAAUAUAAUAUGAAUCGAUUCCCAUCUAUUCUUUUUUUUCCUGCCAAAAGAAAAGAGGAUAGCACGGUGUAUCCGUUUUCUCUACCAGUUACAAUACCGAAUCUUGUGAAUUUCAUAUUAGCAAAUUUGGAUGGAGAUUCACAUGUUGAAGCACUUGUAAAUAUUUGUCAAUCUGGAGCCGGUAUGGUUCCAGAUGCGUGUAUCGCUCGAACGCGUUGGCUGUGUUUAGAUAUUAUUCAACAAUUGCUUCGAGAUUAUCGAAAAUUAAUAAGGCAUAUUAGUUUACUAGGAAGAAUAAGUGCCAAAAAUAAGAGAAAAAUCAUUUUACUGAAAUUGGCACACAUUAAAGAUAUACAUUUAAUAUUAGGUUCCACUAUUGAUCUAAGAGAGGAUCAACAUAAAGUAAAAUUUAUCAGAAAAAAAUAUAGGAAAUAUUACAAAAAUAUUAGGUUACUUGAGUUAGAUAGCAAAAUAAAUAAUACUCAAGUGGGAAAUUUUUCCCAAGAACAUAAUGUUUUUGAAAGAGAAAUGAUUAAAAGUGAAUUGUGA